Molecule: messenger RNA, 3051 nt
Organism: Melanotaenia boesemani (Boeseman's rainbowfish)
Lineage: Eukaryota; Metazoa; Chordata; Actinopteri; Atheriniformes; Melanotaeniidae
Gene: mfn2
Product: mitofusin 2
Exons: 18
Coding region: 354-2768 (804 amino acids)
Biological process (GO): mitochondrial fusion; mitochondrion localization
Cellular component (GO): mitochondrial outer membrane
Molecular function (GO): GTPase activity; GTP binding
Source: RefSeq, a predicted model, not a curated record
GCAGUGCGCCAUUCAAGCCACAGCAGAAGAAGAAGACGAACAUCAAGAUAACAUUUUUCUGAAAUCCUGUGCUGUUUGAGAAAUGGCUGGAACAACCGGCAUUGGUGACCGCGUCUGACGGUGGGAUUCCUCACGAAUCGCCGCUUUCUGGGUUACAGAGCGAAACAAACCCAGUCUGCUGAACCGAACCAGUUCAUGACGCCCCCUGACUUAGCGGAGAUAGCGAAGACCACACGAGCUGUCAGUCGGUCACGGACUAACCUUGACUACUUGUUAACCAGUAAAUAUAAAAAAAGCCAGAGAGUCAGGAUGCAAGACGGUUGUUGGUGAUCAGCGACUCUCAUCCACGGGCCAUGUCUCUGGUUUUUUCACGAGCCAACCCCGCACCAUUUCACUGCAAGAAGGAAAAGAGAAUGAUGGCUGAAGUCAACGCAUCGCCGCUCAAACAUUUUGUCACAGCAAAGAAGAAGAUCAACGGGAUCUUUGAGCAGCUGGGGGCCUACAUCAAGGAGAGCGCGUCGUUCCUGGAAGAUGCGCACAAAAAUGAAGAGUUGGACCCGGUCACCACGGAGGAACAAGUCCAGGAGGUCCGAGGUUACCUUGCCAAGGUGGCAGGGAUUGGAGAAGUGCUCGCCCGCCGACACAUGAAGGUGGUUUUCUUUGGAAGGACCAGCAAUGGUAAGAGCACGGUGAUCAACGCCAUGCUGUGUGACAAAGUGCUGCCGUCUGGAAUAGGACACACCACCAACUGCUUCCUGAGGGUGGAGGGGACGGAUGGCAAUGACGCCUUCCUCCUCACGGAAGGCUCCGAAGAGAAGAAAAGCAUCAAGGUGAGUAGACCUGGAGUGUGUGGUCAGGUGGAGCCUCUGUCAGACUGGUCUCCACCUCCACUGCUGACACGGCGACGUCUCUGUGAUCAGACGGUGAACCAGCUGGCCCACGCGCUCCAUCAGGACGAAGACCUGGAUGCUGGGAGCCUGGUCUGCAUUAUGUGGCCUAAAGCCAAGUGUGCUCUGCUCAGAGAUGAUCUGGUGCUGGUGGACAGCCCAGGUAUCGACGUCACCACUGAACUGGACAGCUGGAUCGACAAGUUCUGUCUGGACGCUGACGUGUUUGUCCUGGUGGCCAACUCUGAAUCCACCCUGAUGCAGACGGAGAAGUCCUUCUUUCACAAGGUCAACGAGCGUCUCUCCAGUCCCAACAUCUUCAUCCUCAACAACCGCUGGGACGCCUCAGCCUCAGAACCGGAAUAUAUGGAGGAGGUCCGCAGGCAGCACAUGGACCGCUGCACCCACUUCCUGGUGGAUGAGUUGGGUGUGGUGGACCGAGGUCAGGCCGGCGACCGCAUCUUCUUCGUCUCUGCUAAAGAAGUCCUGCAGGCUCGUGUGCAGAAGGCCCAGGGAAUGCCUGAAGCAGGCGGCGCUCUCGCAGAGGGAUUUCAAGCCCGGAUGUUUGAAUUCCAAAACUUUGAGAGGCGAUUUGAGGAGUGCAUCUCUCAGUCUGCUGUUAAGACCAAAUUUGAGCAGCACACAGUGAGGGCCAAGCAGAUCUCUGAAGCUCUGCGCCGCCUCAUGGACUCCGUACACAUCGCCGCCCAAGAACAGAGAGUGUACUGCCUAGAGACCAAAGAGGACCGCCAGGACCGGCUGGAGUUCAUAGAUAAACAGCUGGACCUGCUGACUGUGGACUGUAAGGCCAAGAUCAAGAACAUCACAGAGGAAGUGGAGCGACAGGUUUCAAACACCAUGGCGGAGGAGAUCAGAAAGCUCCACGUGCUGGUGGAUGAUUUCCACAUGGACUUCCACCCGUCACCAGUGGUGCUAAAAGUCUACAAGAACGAGCUCCAUCGCCACAUAGAGGAGGGUCUGGGCAAGAACAUGUCGGAGAGAUGCUCUGCCUCCAUCACCAGCGCCCUGCAGGCCACGCAGGCCGACAUGAUCGACGGUCUGAAGCCCUUGCUGCCAGGCCAGGUCCGAGAGCAGGUGGACAAGAUGGUUCCUCGUCAGUGCUUCAGCCUCACCUACGACCUGGCCUGCGACAAGCUUUGCAGCGACUUUCAGGAGGACAUCAGCUUCCACUUCUCUCUGGGGUGGACCAUGCUGGUCAACCGCUUUCUGGGGCCCAAAAACACCCGACGGGCCCUCAUGGGCUACAGCGACCAGGUUCCUCGGCCCAUGGCCUUGACACCAGUCAGCACCAGCAUGCCUCCAUUCCCACAGAACGCCAUGACCCAGGAGGAGCUGAUGGUCUCCAUGGUAACUGGUCUUGCAUCCCUCACUUCCCGCACCUCCAUGGGCGUCCUUGUUGUUGGCGGCGUGAUCUGGAAGGCGGUGGGCUGGCGCCUGAUUGCGUUGUCUCUGGGUCUGUACGGGCUUCUCUACGUGUACGAGCGCCUCACCUGGACCACCAAGGCCAAAGAGAGAGCCUUCAAGAGGCAGUUUGUGGACUACGCCAGCGAGAAGCUGCAGCUGAUCGUCAGCUACACUGGAUCCAACUGCAGCCACCAAGUCCAGCAGGAGCUGGCGAGCGUGUUCGCCCAGCUCUGCCAGCAGGUAGACGUCACCCGACAGAACCUGGAGGAUGAAAUCAGUGACAUGAACAGCAAGAUCGAGCUGUUGGACAACCUGCAGAGUAAAGCGAAGCUGCUGCGGAACAAGGCGGGGUGGCUGGACAGCGAGCUCAACAUGUUCACCCAGCAGUACCUCCACCACAUGGGAAACUGGCUCAAUGCUGAGAGGAAGAAACCUCAUCAGAGUGGACGUCCCUGAGUUUGUUGUAAAGUGAAGCCAAACACUGUGUUGCCAAAAGGCCGGAGAGGCUGCUGUACACAAGUUCCUUCAGAGAGAACACAUGCACUUUAUCACUAAGUUUUGCUUUUUUAUUGUUUCUUUUGGGAGGUGUGUUCGAUUUCCACCCAGCUAAAUUAAAUCGAUGCACUAGUUUGGCUUCAGGAAGUCGAAAGGACCUGCAUGCAGUGAUUGUUGUAGUUUGUUGUCCUGUUAAAAUAUCCAACCGUAUGUACGUAAAAAAUAAAGAUGGUACCAAAACAAA